AUGCUUGACCAACAUGACCAAGGAAUUAUCGAUGUCCAUGGUCUAAUUGAGAAUGUUGUCUAUUCGAACAAAUGUACAAGAGGAGUAAGCGGUACCGUGUGUGGCGAUAAUGGUGUUACCUACGAUGAUGCCUGCGACGUCGAUGACGACGACGAUGACACGAACGGAAAUGGAGGAGUACAUGUUGCCCACUCAGGGCCGUGCAAUCGCGGAGGAGGUCAAGCUCCUCCUGCAGCCCCACGUGCUCCUGCACCACCCGCUCGUGCUCCCGCACCACAAGCUCCAAUAGGACCAUACUCUCCCGCCAUUCCUCAUGCUCCUCCAGCACGUGCCCCAAGUUAUGCUCCUGUUGCUCCAGGCGGAGGUGUCAAUGGUGAUACAAGUGGAGAGACUGGGUAUGAACAGUCACCUUCUGUUGGAUAUGCUCCAGCCGCUCCCGCUGUUGGCUACGCUCCCGUUGCACCAGCUGUUGGUUAUGCUCCUGCUGCACCAGCUGUUGGUCAUGCUCCUGCAGUUGGUUAUGGUCCCGCUGUAGGUUACGCUCCAGCUGGCACAGAUGUCGGCUAUGCUCCUGCUUCUGGUGAUUCUGGCUAUGAUUACGCGUACGAAGAUAACAGCGACAGCAGUGAAGAAGGAUACGGCUAUUAUGAGUAUUAUAUUUACGUAGCUCCUGCCGCAGGUCCUGUCGGUUUUGCACCAGCUCCAGCAGCCCCCACUGCUCCAGGUGGGCCUGCAUACGCUCCAGGUGCAGGAGGAGCCGAUGGGUGUGGUGCACACGAUAGCGGAGAAGGAUGUAGCGGUGGUGCAGGUGCAGUUGGGUUUGCGCCAGCUCCAGGUGGCCAAGCUUUUGCUCCAUCUGUUCCAGGAUAUUCACCAGCUGGACCUGCUUUCGCACCGGUCGGUGGUGAUGGUGGUUGUGGAGAUUCGGGUAGCGGGGAAGGAUGUGAAGGUGAUGAAUCUGAUGGUGAGGAUAGCGGAAGUGACGAAGGGGAUUACUCCGGUGCUCCAGGCGGUGCUGCCGCUCCAGGAGGUGCUGCUGCUCCUGCGCCUGGCGCCCCACGUGCUCCCGCUCCAGGACUCCCACAGGCACCUCCAGCACGUGCACCUGUUCCUCCACCACGUGCUCCGAGUCCUCCACUGAGACCUCAUGCUCCCGUUCCUGCUCCUCCUGCUCCUUCGGCACCUGCUGGUAAAGAUGAUUCUAAAGAGAAAACAGCUGAUGCUCCGGAGCCUCCAAGAGCUCCUUCCCCUGCUUCUCCGUCUGCACCGAAAGCACCCGCUCCAUCACCUGCUCCUCCUGCUGCUCCUGCACCAAAAGCUCCUUCUGGUGGUUGUGCACCGGGCGAUGCCGGAUGCAGUGAUGGUGGUGAUAAUGGAGGAGAUGAAUGCACGGACUCGGGCUGUAAAGAUGAUGACGAUAAUAAUGGUAUGGCUCAUCAAAAUCUUCCCAUCGCAAUUAGAAUUUAUUGA
Molecule: messenger RNA, 1470 nt
Organism: Lytechinus pictus (painted urchin)
Lineage: Eukaryota; Metazoa; Echinodermata; Echinoidea; Temnopleuroida; Toxopneustidae
Product: skin secretory protein xP2-like
Exons: 3
Coding region: 1-1470 (489 amino acids)
Molecular function (GO): protein binding
Source: RefSeq, a predicted model, not a curated record